CCGCUUCCAAGUUUGAUUUCAACACCGACGCGUUCUCGGGCCAUAGAAUCUUGCCACCGUUGCUCGCAAGCCCAGCCUCUGCGAUACGCUAAGACUUUCUCAAGCCCAAACAUCUUCGUCGCCACACAUUCUCGGCUCCAGACGAUCUCAUCAUGGCGCCCGCCGCUAAGACUGGAGGGAAAGCGCAUGCAGCAGGCGCUGCUGCUCCAACCGGAACCAAUGGGCAGACGCGUGUCAUGCAAACGAGGAGCCAAAAGUCUGGUCUACAGUUUCCUGUAGGCCGUAUCCACCGAUACCUCAAAGCCCGGACCCAGCACAGCGUCCGCAUCGGUGCCAAAGCUGCCGUGUACACCACCGCGAUCCUGGAGUAUCUGACGGCUGAGGUACUGGAACUUGCCGGCAACGCGUCGAAAGAUCUGCGGGUCAAGCGCAUCACUCCUCGCCACCUUCAACUGGCGAUACGAGGAGACGAAGAACUGGACACACUUGUUCAAGCGACAAUCGCAGGCGGAGGUGUCCUUCCCUUCAUUCAUAGGAGCUUGACAUUGCCAAAGAAUCAGAAGAAAAACGAAGUGCCACCUACCCCUUGAGCCUGCUACCUUUCUGUACUAUUUUCCUUAUACUCACCUCUCGAGCGGGCAGUAUUGUCCUCUAUUAUCUUUACUUUCUUGUCUGUAGUAUAACUAUUAUGCGCGUGUAUUCUCCAGCGUCAUAUGUACAUAGUCUUUGACUCUGAUUUCACAGCCUUGCAUGAGUAGUUCUCCAGUGUCUCAGACAUCGUCAUAGGGUUUGUUUACAUUGUAUUGCAGCUCUCCGUGGCCGCACAGGAGAAGGAACGGCCACAGGACAUAAUUGGUACAUGUAUGUAUAGAAUAUAAGAAACUGGUGAAAGAGACACACCACAGCGAAAUAUUAUGCGUAACCAGACGGGACAAGGUUCGUGCGAAGGCCUGCAGAACUCCUGAGUCUGUGCAUAAGCAAAGCAGAUCAUGGAACACGAUAUCUGGCCAAAGAAGAUAAACGUCACAGUGGGACAUUUUCGUUUGAAACGUCCAGGCGUUUGGUACCCAGCGCACGAGUGAGCCGGGUCACCUUUGUGGGUCGCUUCCUCCAGCGGCGCCGCUUCGUUGUUGAGGGCCGACCAGACAACUGCUCCAUAGCCUCGGGCGUGAUCUCGUCAGCAUCCAGGCAUCCCAGAGCUGUUAGCCAGGACAGACCUGAAUCCUCGUCUUGUUCCAAUCGGGGCUGUGCUUGCGCCUGCCUGACAGCAAGCGCACGGCGGGACCGCGUCCUACGCGAUGGCCGCCGUCGAUGGGCCUUACGGGGAGGAGCUUGUGGUGAAGAACCUGGAUUAGAAGCGCCAUGAAUGAGGCUAGCCAUGGCGUCGGGGGUGAUGUCGUCGGCAUCCAUGAGGGCCAGAGCGGGGAGCCACGUCUGACCUGAAGGAUGUUCAGUAUGGUGGGACGGUGAUGAAGACAGCUGAUGAGCCAUGCGCAAUUUCGUCGAGUGGGGUGGUGGUGGUGGGCCGUCGACCAAAUUGGCCAUGGUGUCUACAGUGAUAUCGUCUGCAUCUAAAAGAGCUAGGCCUCCUAACCAGGGCUCGAUGGAUGAGUCUUCCGAUGCAGGGGCAGAUAUGUGGAGGUGGGUCGGAUAUUUCGAGGAGGAUAUAUGGGAGGGCUCAUGCACGAGUUGAGCCAUGCUGUCUGGAGUAAUGUCUUGCGUUUCGAGAAGACUAAGUCCCAUCAGGAAUGACGAGUUCAAGGGUAUUUGGGGUUGUGCUUGGGAUGAUGCACUGGGAGCGAGGCGCGAUCGCAAUUUGUGUAACCGGGCCGCCUGCGAGGAAGGGAAGAGACCAUUCCCAUGUUUUGCUUUGUGAGAGCGGCGUCGGUGAGAUCGAGAUGCACGAGAAUUGGAUUUGGAUGUUGCCGGAGUCAUGGUGUCGUUGUGGUGGGGGAGGAAAAG
Molecule: messenger RNA, 1962 nt
Organism: Mycena citricolor
Lineage: Eukaryota; Fungi; Basidiomycota; Agaricomycetes; Agaricales; Mycenaceae
Source: the annotation of a GenBank genome assembly